CUACAAGUUGUGAAAAGAUUGUUUCGAAAACACAAAUGAAAACCUGUUUUGUGCAAGCAUUGGUUCUUACUAUAUAUAUUCUUGGAGUACAAUAUCUGGUAACAGCAGAUAAUACGAGUUUAGAACUCGAAGAUGCAUACUUCAAACUAAAUAAGUACACCGAAGCAAUUAAAACCGUUGAAAGGGAAAAAAUUUAUAUAGAGGAACUAGUUUUAUAUGCGACGAACACUACUGAAAAACAAUUCCGAGACGGAAUAAUUAGGCUAGAAAAUAAGUAUGCAGCUAAAUGGAUUUUAGAUCUCUUCAAAAAUAUCAUUCCAAAUGAUCGUGAUUUACUGCAGACGUACUCUGAGAAUUAUAAACGAGUACCUGAAAUAAGUCGAAAUCUCGAUGACUAUUACUAUGGUUCAGUAGAAUAUGCAAUAAUGAUUAAGUGGGAUGCGAGAUUGAAUUUCGAUUUAGCAACUAACAAAUAUUUGAACAUGUUAGCUUCAACUAAAAAUUCAUCUUUGACAGCAAGUAAUGGGAAGUCGCUUUCUGAAAGAAAAAUGAGUCUGAAACAACUGGAAAAAGAAUAUAAACUGUCUAAAUCACGUAUUAGAACCUUAUACAAUAAAGUGAUUCAAACAGGAGUUACCUAUAGAAUUGUUUACGAAUCUGUUGAGAAGAAUUUAUGGAAAUCGAACCCAAAACUUCAUAAUGUGCAGAAUGAGGUCAAUGAAAUGAAAGCGAUACGCAAAGACUUAAUUCGGGAUUUAGUACAAACUGAAAAAGAAGCUAGAAACACAUCAGAUUCAAACAAACGAGGUAUUUUAGAACGUGAAAUAGAAGAUCUUAUAAAUGGAAUAAAUGCCUUGGAAGAGAAAUUAGAAAAUUCUCAGAAGAAUUUCAAUGAAGUCCUUGAUAACUUACGUUUUGCAAGUCCGGUGUUUAAAGCUGCAGACGAAAAGAACCUUGAUACCACCGAUAAAUUUCACAAAGCGUUAAAUGAUCACCUUGAAAUAUUGAAAAAUCUGGAAAUUCGAAGAAUAGAUGUCCUUGAAUUACUUUCAUCGAAAGAAAGAAUACAAAUGUACGAAAGUAUACUACAAGUAGAAUUAAACUCAAUUUAGCAACCGAAAAGUAGUGCACUGUCGACAGUUUUUCCUUAUAGGAAACCAGAAUAAUGCAUGAAUCAAUACCCAAACAAAAUAUUGUUCUCAAACUGUUUUAUUAAAUAAUCUGUUAACGCUUUUGUUAAUUGAAAAAUUGAAAACUGUCAUUGUUCAUUUA
Schistosoma rodhaini is the source of this 1272-nucleotide messenger RNA. Lineage: Eukaryota; Metazoa; Platyhelminthes; Trematoda; Strigeidida; Schistosomatidae. The record is from the annotation of a GenBank genome assembly.